Molecule: messenger RNA, 3070 nt
Organism: Trematomus bernacchii (emerald rockcod)
Lineage: Eukaryota; Metazoa; Chordata; Actinopteri; Perciformes; Nototheniidae
Gene: stat1b
Product: signal transducer and activator of transcription 1b
Exons: 24
Coding region: 108-2336 (742 amino acids)
Biological process (GO): cell surface receptor signaling pathway via JAK-STAT; type I interferon-mediated signaling pathway; defense response
Molecular function (GO): DNA-binding transcription factor activity, RNA polymerase II-specific; RNA polymerase II cis-regulatory region sequence-specific DNA binding
Source: RefSeq, a predicted model, not a curated record
GUCACUCACAACAGAAGACAGUGAGGACAGCACUGUAGCUACUCGCUGUUUUACAUUACUAACCUGCUGCUCUAUCGAUAAAGAAACAAAACAACAAUAACCACAAGAUGGCCCAGUGGCAGGACCUGCUGCGGCUGGACGCGACCCUCCAGGCCCGGGUGAGCCAGCUGUACGAGGGGAAGUUCCCCAGAGAGAUCCGCCACUACCUGUGCGUCCUGAUAGAGAGCCUGGACUGGGAUUUGGCAGCUGGGGAUGAAAAUGCAGCAAGCACAUAUUUCCAUGCACUGCUGGAGGAUCUGCAAGAACAGUGCAUCCGUUCCGUGCAGGAGAACAUCCUCUUACCGGGACCUGAUUACACUGGGAUGAAGGACUACCUGCUGAAAAACUUUGAAUAUAAGCCACUGAACCUGGCUGUAAUCCUCUCUGAGUGCCUGAAGGAGGAACAGAAGAUUAAGGCUUCAGCCUCUGAAGUACAGGCUUGUGGCAGUCCAGACAUGGAUCAAAAAUGGAAAUGGAAAGAUAUGGACAACAAAAUCAAUGAACUGAAAAGACUGAUUAUGGAGGUGAAGAAGGAAAUGAAGUCACUGGAGUUUCUUAAUGACAACCUUGACUUCAUACAGAAGACCUGGCAAAACAAAGUGGAGCAGGACAUUGGAUUGGCCCAGUCCCAUGCUGUUGUGGAAGAGGAAUGUCGUAAGCGGACCAACUUUAUCAUACAAACAAAGCAGGUGCUGCUGCAGGAGAUCGUGAACAUUUUGAACCUGGCUCAGCUGAUUGUGGCGACUCUCACCGAGGUGGAGCUGCCCGAAUGGAGGCUCAGGCAGCAGCUGGCCUGCAUUGGAAGCCCAGCCGACACCUGUCUAGACCAUCUCCAGAAGUGGUUCACAGCUGUGGCCGAGGUGCUACUGCGAGUGCGCGAACAGCUGCAGAAACUGAAAGAGCAGAACAACACACCCGACAGCACCGAUGCCUCCAACCUGCCUGGCCUCAUGGCAGUAAUUGAGAACCAAACACUGUCCUUGUUCACACAACUACUUGCAAAUGCUCUGGUGGUUGAGAAACAGCCGAUCAUGUUGAGUUUACCACAACGACCUCUGAUACUGAAGACCGGGGUGUGCUUCUCCGUGAGAGUGAGGUUCUUGGCAAACCUUCCAGAAUUCAAGUGCCUGCUCAAAGUCAAACCUGUAUUUGACAAGGAUGUUGAAGAAGUCAAAACGGUUAAAUGGUUCCGUCACUUCGACUUCAACAGGGAUGAGUGUAAAGUGUUGGACGUGGACUCGCCCAAUGGAGACUUGGUGACAGAAUUUGGUUACAUGUGUCUCAAGGAAAUCAAAGGAAGAACGAAAGGAUCAAUUGAGUGUCGCCUGGCAGUCACUGAAGAACUCCACAUCAUUAAGUUUGUGACACAGUUCCGCCAUGUUGGACUGGAACUCAACAUUGAAGCCAGCACUCUGCCUGUGGUUGUCAUCUCCGCUACCACGCAGGUCUCCAGCGCCUGGGCCUCCAUCAUGUGGAACAACAUGCUGUCCACCGGUGACUCCAGGAACCUGCAGUUGUUUGUGGACCCUCCUCCCCUCACAUGGGAGCAGCUGUCCCAGGUUCUCAGCUGGCAGUUUUUGUGCACUGGCAAGCGGGAGCUUGACGAAAACCAGCUCUCCGUGCUAAGAGACAAGAUUGUGGAUGAUCCUGAUGAUCUAGUUCACUGGAGCAAGUUCUCCAAGAAUAAAAAUGCCUGGCUCUGGAUUGAUGGAAUCCUGGAUCUGAUCAAAAAACACUUGGUUGAUCUGUGGCGGGAUGGGUCCAUCAUGGGGUUCAUCAGCAGGGAGAGAACAGCUGAACUGUUGAAGGAAAAACGGACCGGGACCUUUCUGCUCCGCUUUAGCGAGAGCAAAACAAAUGGAGCCAUCAGCUUCAGCUGGGUCGACAACUCCAAUGGUGCGCCUUUUGUGCAUUCAAUAUAUCCCUACACCAAGGACGAGCUGGAGAAGACGUCUCUGCCGGACUAUAUCAACACUUACAGUCUGAGAGGCCGGAAGAGCAGACAUACCAACCCCCUGCUCUACCUGUACCCAGACAUCCCCAAAGACACCGCCUUUGGACACUACUUCACCAACACUGCAGAGAAAGUGCUGAGCGGAGAUGGGUACGUUCACAGAAAAAGGGGGGAUUUCUCAGAUAACCCUACACCACCUCCGUCUCCACCUAGGGAGCCCAAUACGGACAUGGACAUGGAGAUGGACGAAGAAACAAAACUGGAGUCUCAUGAAGUGAUUCAGGAACUCUUUGCUGAUUCAUCCAUAUUUCCUGAACACUACGGCUCAUGGACAUCUUAUUAAAAAAACGGCAUCAACUCCAACCAGCUUUGUCGAUCCCCGUUGCUCCGUUUGAGUGUGCAUCAGAAAGAAUCAAGAAUAUUGUCUUAUGUGUUUGUAAUGAUUCUCCAAAGAUUCUGCUUAAUGUAUAUAUUGUGCUAAGCUACAAGUAAUGUUAAGAAUGUAGGUGUGCUAGAGAUGGAUCUUACAAAAUGUGUGACGGAUUUCUACUGCACUGUUUCAACAUUUCUAUGAAACUUGAUUACGUUUUUACAAAUGAGUAAAAAUGUCUGCUGUUGUGUUUAAAAUCACUUGUAAAUGUACUUUUUUUUUUUCAAAUGAAAAUCUGAAUGCAUUAAAAUGCCAAGAGAAAUUUAAUCUGCUUUAGGCAAUACAAUACAAACUUUAUUUAUGCACAGAAAUGGGCACGUUCAGUGGCCUGCUGUCUGCUGGUUUGAGUUUCCCCUACAUCACCUGGUGAUCACAUGAGCUUUCAUUUUAGGAAAAACAUUUCAUCAUAAAGUGUGUAUAUAUACACCUGGUUAGUCAUUGAGAAAGUUAGCAUGAUGGUGUUAGCAUUCAGAUCAAGGCCCCCUGAGGGUGAGGGUAUGCCACAUUCUCAUGACAAGGAAAUUAUAUUAUAUAUUAUUAUUUUUGUAUUUCCCCUCAUUUGAGUUAACAGUUUGUCUUAUUAACAAGAAUGUGUUAUUGACACUUCUGGGGGUCCGUACUUUGUCUAAUAUAUGUUUUCAACCUGU